CCUCUAAGAUCCAGUGUAGCAGAGCUGACGGACUGGUGUUCUUGUCAGUAAUUUGUUACCUAAAAAUAGUGAUUUAAGUUAUGGUAUAUAGUUAAGUGAAAAUGAAGUGUUUUAUUGUUUUAUUUGGUGUGACGUUAUUGUGGAGAAGUGCAGUUUCACAGCAAUGUCAAACCCCGCUGGGGAGGACUAGCAACUGCAUAUCACUGUAUCAGUGCCCCAGUCUAGUCGCCGUGUUCGAGCAGAACCCACUCCCGUACGAGCUGGUUGCCUUCCUCAGGCAGUCGCAGUGUGGGUUCGCUGGCAAUGUGCCCAAGGUGUGCUGCGGACCCCUCCCCAACCAGCAGACUGCUACUACCACGCAAAGGUCACAAGUGACCCCACGUCCGCAAUUCAACGGUCAGGCAGACCCGGUAUCCUCCGAAGACUCCGCGCCGUACCCCCGAAAACAGUGCGGUAUCGACACCAAUGGUGACAGGAUCUACGGUGGAGUGGACACGGAGCUGGACGAGUUCCCGUGGAUGGCUCUCCUGGGAUACCAGCCUCGUGACUCUAGCAAGCCGCUGACUUAUCAAUGCGGAGGGGUGCUGAUCAACCGUCGCUACGUCAUGUCGGCUGCUCACUGCGUCGUCGGCGAAAUCGAAAAUGUCGUUGGCAAACUGACAAGUGCGCGUCUCGGCGAGUACGAUAUCAAGAACAACCAGGACUGCCUGAACGGCGUGUGCGCGGAGCCGGUCCAGGAGAUAGCGGUGAUGUCGGCGCACCCACACCCCGGCUACUCCGACAAGAACACCAAUAGGCGCGACGAUAUCUCCCUCAUCAGGCUGGCGAGACGAGCCACACUUACUUACUACAUCCAACCUAUCUGCCUAGUGGACACCAGCUUGCGAAUCGAGCCGGGUACCGACGUGUUCGUGGCCGGCUGGGGAAAAACCUUAAGCGGAAAGAGCAGCCAAGUGAAGCAGAAACUCAACCUGCCGGUGUUCAGCAAGCACGAGUGCGUGGCGAAAUACCGCGACCUCGGCGCAGACAUCACGGACAAGCAGCUCUGUGCCGGCGGUAACUUCGCCGAAGACGCCUGCCGAGGGGACUCCGGUGGACCCCUCAUGAGGAGAACCCCGUCCGGACAAUGGGAGGCCGUCGCCGUGGUCUCCUUCGGCUACGGCUGCGGACGCGACGGCUGGCCGGGCAUCUACACCGCCGUCCAGGGCUACAUAGACUGGAUACAGAACACGCUGCGCUCCACUAACGUCUAAAAGUUGCCAUAAUCGACUCAAUAAUGAGUCUUUCAGAUACUCGAGGUUUUCUCAUUUUCGCAUAGAAACCAACUAGAACAAAUAAAUGUGUUUUAUAAA
Messenger RNA from Aricia agestis (brown argus), 1352 nucleotides. Its product is annotated as phenoloxidase-activating enzyme 1-like. The coding region runs from base 102 to 1253 and encodes 383 amino acids. Gene Ontology annotation, biological process: proteolysis. The transcript is spliced from 7 exons. NCBI's taxonomy places the organism in Eukaryota, Metazoa, Arthropoda, Insecta, Lepidoptera, Lycaenidae. Gene Ontology annotation, molecular function: serine-type endopeptidase activity. The record is from RefSeq and is a predicted model, not a curated record.